Acromyrmex echinatior (Panamanian leafcutter ant) is the source of this 2238-nucleotide messenger RNA. Its product is annotated as importin subunit alpha-8. The record is from RefSeq and is a predicted model, not a curated record. NCBI's taxonomy places the organism in Eukaryota, Metazoa, Arthropoda, Insecta, Hymenoptera, Formicidae. Gene Ontology annotation, molecular function: protein binding.
AUGCAGUUAUGUAAAGCCAUAAAAGAUAAUCGAUUAUUUAAACGUAAUCUUGAUAUGGAGCAAGAACUAAUAGAUUCUCUUUCAUCCACUUCCAAUCUUUCUGUAGAUAAAAUUGUGAACUACAUAAACUCGUCAGAUGAAACAUUACAAUUACUGGGAAUUCAAGCUUACGUAAAAUUAAAACGAAACAAAAAUCCUUCUAUAAAUGAUACGAUGGAAGCCGACAUCUGCCGGACACUCUCUUACCUUACCGAUGGAUUUAUCGAUAAUGUACAAGCAAUAAUGGAAACUGUAGACAUUCUACCGAAACUUUUAGAGUGUCUGAUAUUGAGGAAAGAAACUAUCGUUAUUCCAGCAUUGCGUACAGUAGGAAAUAUAGUGACAAUUGGUGAUGAUGCACAUAAGAAUGCUGUAAUUUCCGCGGGAGGAUUGUCGCGUCUUGGUGACGUGUUACGAUAUUAUUUGUGUAUCGAUGAGGAAGAUAUUGUAAAAGAAGCUUUUUGGGUAAUUUUUAAAAUGGUGGACAAUACAGAUCGAAUUCAAAGUGUAAUGAAUGCUGAUUUGUUACCACUACUGAUAGAAGGACUUCAGUUUGGAAAUGCACAAAAAAUAGCCACAUGGAUUGUAAUUGCCUUGAUAACUAGAGGAACGAUUCAACAUUUAAUCCAAUUAAUACAAGCUGGCGUAUUGCAAGCUUUUUGUAAUUUACUUGAAUCAAACAAUUGUCUAAAUAUUAUUAAUGCCUUAAUUGGCAUGGCUGAAAUCUUGCAUGCAGCAGAGAAAGUAGGACAAGCAGAAAAACUUGCCAUUAUGAUCGAAAAAUUUGGAGGAUUAGAUAAAAUAGAAGAUCUUCAAUAUCAUAAGAAUGAACGAAUUUAUACAGAAUCUUUGGCUAUAAUCAACGCGUAUUUUCUCCAAAGGGAGGCACGAAUAAAUGAAGAUACAUUAUCAGUAGAGCUAUGUAAAGCCAAAGAAGAUGAUCGAUUGUCAAAUCUUGAUACGAAUCAAGUAUUACCAGAUUUAUUAAACGUAAAUAUUACAUUAACUUCCCGUCUUUCUAUAGAAGAAAUUGUAAAGUACAUAUAUUCAUCAAACGAAACAUUACAAUUAUUGGCAAUUCAGAAUUACAAAAUCUUAAUAUGUGAUAGAAUAUAUGAUGCGAAUAAUAUAGAAGAUGACAUAGUAUCACGUAGUAUUGAACUCGUAGAUAGCUGUCGCAAUUUUCGCUUACAAUUGGAAAUAUUGCAUGUAUUGACUCGCAUGAGUUUGGGUACAUUCAAACAAAAGCAAAGUAUUAUAAAACAUGGAGUAAUAUCAAAAUUAGUGAAGCUAUUUGACUCCACAGUGUCUUUUAUUUCAAGAAAAGCAGUGCAUAUUUUAGGAAAUAUAACGAAAGAUAUACCUUAUGCACGUGAUAUCGCUCUUAAUCAUGCUGCUUUACCCCUUUUGAUUAAAUUUAUUACAUCUGAGACCCCAAUAGCAUUCAUGUGCAGCAUCGUAAGGACUAUGACUUGUUUAUGUAAAAAGUCGAAUCCACCUUUAUCCCUUGAAUGGAUUAGACCUAUUCUACCAGUAUUUAAUUAUCUAUUUACUCUUCGAAAUGAAAACAUAAUUUCAUUGCGCACAAUUGCACAUAUAGUAGAAUCAGGUGAUUCUUAUAAAACAAGUGCUGUAAUUUCCGCUGGAGGUUUGUCGUAUCUUUGUACCUUUUUGCGAAAGUGUUUCAUCGACGAAAAUAUUGUAGCGGAAGCUGUUUCGGCAAUCUACAAAAUGGUUAAUACCAAAGAAGAAAUCCAAUGUGUGAUAGAUGCUGGUUUAUUACCACAUUUGAUAAAAAUACUUAAAUUUGGAACAGAAGAGGCACAAUAUGUAGUUGCAUGGACUAUAUUGGAUAUAAUAGCGGUAGGAUCAAUUGAACAUUUGAACAAAUUAGUAGAUGUCGGCUUGUUAUCAGCUUUGUGUAAUUUAUUGGAAGUAGAGAAUUACAAUAAUAUUAUCAAUGCCUUAGAUUGUCUAACUGAAAUCUUGCAUGCUGCACAGAAAGUAGAACAAACAGAAAAAUUUAUUAUUAUGAUUAAAGAAGCUGGAAUAAUAGAUAAAAUAGAAACUAUUCAAGAUCAUCAUGACGACGUAUAUUCAACUACACAUAUUUUUCUAGAAAAGAUAAAAAAUAACUUAUCGAUUAAAGAGGAAUCAAGGCAGAAAGAAUUUCAUAUGAAAAAUGAAUUAACAAAUUAA